UAUAUUAAUAACAAAACUCACUAAAGUUACAACUUGCAGUGAAGUGCAUUACACUUUCAACCAUUUUAAAUUUUAUUAUUAAUUAAAUAAAAUGAAGCAGAAAUGCAAUGCAAUUUAAUUUAAUAAUGAACUUAAAUGUAAAUGCCAAGUAUGUAAAUAUUUGUCUGUAUUUACUUUUGUGUGUUGAUGUGUGAAGGACCUUAUGUUCAAAAGUUGCAAAACAAAAAACAUAUUUGCUGCUACCAACAAUCCCGAUGUUCUUCUAGUGCUUGAAGAUCUGCAAAGGAGACUGGCUGUAUGUGAGAAGGCACUAGUCAAAUACCUGGAGACCAAGAGAAUGGCUUUCCCAUGGUUCUAUUUCCUCUCUUUCGCAGACUUACUGGACAUCCUUUCUAAGGGCAGACAGCCCAGACAGGUUACCUGUCACCUGGGUAAGCUGUUUGACAGUAUGACUGAUCUGAAGUUUUCUGACAAGGAGGGGGAAAAGGCCACAGUAGCAGAGGGAAUGUUCAGCAGAGACAGAGAAUUUGUUCCAUUCUAUUCGCAGUGUGACUGCGUUGGACCGGUAAAACCCACAUUCAAAUCAAAUAGGCAUCUAAUUAAGUCAAACUCAGAAGUUAUUAAGUCAGGAAAUCCCUACUUACUCUCCGUCAAGAAAGCCCUGCCCAAAGAGGCUUAUGCACACUGUGCCACCUCCGCUUAG
Molecule: messenger RNA, 703 nt
Organism: Cyprinus carpio (common carp)
Lineage: Eukaryota; Metazoa; Chordata; Actinopteri; Cypriniformes; Cyprinidae
Product: dynein axonemal heavy chain 11-like
Exons: 4
Coding region: 203-703 (166 amino acids)
Biological process (GO): microtubule-based movement
Cellular component (GO): dynein complex
Molecular function (GO): minus-end-directed microtubule motor activity; dynein intermediate chain binding; dynein light intermediate chain binding
Source: RefSeq, a predicted model, not a curated record